AUGCAAAAGACGUCUUCCCAAGCAGUUGUUGACUUGCUGGAUGUUGGGAAGAAAAUAAAGAAAACACCAUUGAUGGUUGGGAAUUGCACUGGGUUUGCUGUAAACAAUAUGUUCUUCCCUUACUCUCAAGCUGCUAUUUUGCUUGUAGAACACGGUACUAAUACGAUUGACAAGGCAGUUACCAAAUUUGGAAUGCCAAUGGGCUCAUUCAG
Molecule: messenger RNA, 212 nt
Organism: Ilex paraguariensis (yerba mate)
Lineage: Eukaryota; Viridiplantae; Streptophyta; Magnoliopsida; Aquifoliales; Aquifoliaceae
Source: the annotation of a GenBank genome assembly